UUUCAGACAUUUUAAAAUGGAAGAAAACUCGGCAGACAUCGAAAACAGGCCGGUGGCGGCAUUUCGGCCGGCAGUGUCAGUGCCAAUGCCAGUUCUUCCGCAAGAUGGAGAGGUGUUCGUAGGACCUGGAGGUAAGAAAGACGCUCAAAAAAUUGGCCUUGGUUUAUCGAAAUUGAGUUCAAAGCGGAAGGAUGAUAUUCAGAUGGCGAAAAAGUAUGCGAUGGACAUUUCAAUUAAGCAGAUUCUUCUUCGUCAGCAGAAACAGCAACAGGAGAAUCAACAACGGCAGCAAAUGUACUCACAAGCUUUAUCGAUUAUGUCCAGAAUCUAUGUUGGCUCAAUCUCAUUUGAAAUCCGCGAAGAUAUGCUUCGCAGGGCUUUUGACCCAUUUGGACCCAUUAAAUCUAUUAAUAUGAGCUGGGAUCCAGCUACUGGGCACCACAAAACGUUCGCAUUUGUUGAAUACGAAGUCCCAGAAGCCGCACUUCUUGCUCAAGAAUCGAUGAAUGGUCAGAUGCUCGGUGGACGUAAUCUUAAAGUUAAUUCGAUGAUGUUCCAGGAGAUGAGAUUGCCACAAAAUAUGCCACAGGCUCAGCCGAUUAUUGAUAUGGUUCAGAAGGAUGCGAAGAAAUAUUUCAGAGUCUACGUGUCCUCAGUUCAUCCGGAUUUAUCAGAGACCGACCUGAAAAGUGUAUUCGAAGCGUUCGGAGAAAUUGUAAAAUGUCAGCUGGCUCGUGCUCCCACAGGACGGGGACAUCGUGGAUUUGGAUACCUCGAAUUCAAUAAUUUGACGUCGCAAAGUGAGGCUAUCGCUGGAAUGAAUAUGUUCGAUUUGGGAGGACAAUAUUUGAGAGUCGGCAAAUGUGUAACUCCACCGGAUGCUCUUACCUAUCUUCAACCGGCAUCCGUCAGUGCAAUUCCAGCAAGUGUAUCAGUUGCGUGUGCAGCAAUUACCGCAAAAGUGAUGGCUGCCGAAGCAGCAGCCGGUUCCUCACCGAAAACCCCGUCAGAAAGUGGUGGCUCACGAGCUGCAAGUCCUGCUCCAAGAGCUCAAUCACCAGCAACUCCAUCAUCAUCUCUUCCAACAGAUAUUGAGAAUAAAGCAGUUAUUAGUUCGCCGAAAAAGGAGCCGGAAGAAAUCGAAGUUCCACCACUACCACCAUCUGCUCCAGAUGUUGUAAAGGAUGAGCCAAUGGAAAUCGAGGAAGAAGAGGAAUAUACAAUUCCCGAAGAGAAGCCGAAGCCUGUAGCAAUCGUUCCACCUCCAGGCCUUGCUAUCCCAAGUCUGGUGGCUCCGCCGGGGCUCAUUGCUCCCACUGAAAUUGGAAUAGUUGUUCCAAAUCCAUCAUUUUUAGCUCAGCAACAACAGAAAAUUGAAGAGAAAAUCGAGGAAGAAGAAGAAGCUCGCACAGAAAGGGUGAAGCUCUCAACAUCACAGAGAAAAAAGAUGAAACGGGAAAAGCUGAAUCAAAUGACGUUUGAGGAGAAGAUGGCUCAAGUUUUAGGCCAACAAAAGGCAGUUCAAAAUCAAAGAAUGGCGGAUCCAGUGACAUUUGGAGCUUUAGAUGAUACUGUAGCAUGGAAGGAUCCAUCAAAUGAAGAUCAAACUUCAGAAGAUGGGAAGAUGUUGGCUAUUAUGGGACCAGGAAGAGGUGGAGAUAAUGUUGCAAGUAUGGCUCUUGCAUUGAUGGAUGGUGGAAGUUCUCUGAUGCUUGCUAAUAAUGCAAAGGCAAAAGAAGCAGCUGCAGCGUUGGCGCUGGAACCGAAGAAGAAGAAGAAAGUUAAGGAAGGGAAGAAGAUUCAGCCCAAGCUCAACACGGCUCAAGCUUUAGCUGCCGCCGCAAAAGCCGGUGAAAUGUCGGAUGCUUUGAAGAAUGAGGUUAUGAAUAGUGAAGAUGCUUCCCUUGCCUCACAGGAAGGUCUCGAAAUUCGUGGAAACGAUGCUCGUCAUCUUUUAAUGACAAAACUGAUGAGAACUAAUCGAUCAAAUGUGAUUGUUCUUCGAAAUAUGGUGACUCCACAGGAUAUCGAUGAAUUCCUUGAGGGCGAGAUUCGUGAAGAAUGUGGAAAAUAUGGAAAUGUCAUUGAUGUGGUAAUCGCGAAUUUUGCAUCCAGCGGACUUGUCAAGAUUUUUGUGAAAUACUCGGAUUCGAUGCAGGUGGAUCGGGCAAAAGCGGCACUGGAUGGACGAUUUUUUGGUGGAAAUACUGUCAAAGCGGAGGCAUAUGAUCAGAUUUUAUUUGAUCAUGCCGAUUAUACUGGAUAAUUAAUUUAAUUUAUUGUUUUUUUUUUUUUGGUUUUUUCCAUUUGUAUUCUCGAAUUCCUCCAUGUUUUUAAUUCUAUGAAUCUCAUACGUUUCA
Messenger RNA from Caenorhabditis elegans, 2360 nucleotides. RefSeq names its product Poly(U)-binding-splicing factor rnp-6 (gene rnp-6). Gene Ontology annotation, biological process: regulation of alternative mRNA splicing, via spliceosome. Gene Ontology annotation, cellular component: nucleus. Gene Ontology annotation, molecular function: RNA binding; nucleic acid binding. Bases 17 to 2266 code for a protein of 749 amino acids. The transcript is spliced from 9 exons. The record is from RefSeq and is marked reviewed. NCBI's taxonomy places the organism in Eukaryota, Metazoa, Nematoda, Chromadorea, Rhabditida, Rhabditidae.